GCAAUAUAAAAACCAGUAGUCAUUUAUUUAUAAAAACCAUAAAAAAUGUCGUUAAAAAUUGAGCUUAGGGAUGAAGAACAAGGGGUAACAUACACUAUUGGAGUAAGUCAGGAAGAAUUUAAUGAAAUUGUAGUCAAUGGAAGUAAGUAAAAGAACAUAAAUUGAGUGUACCUACAUUUAAAUUUGAAGGAUUAAAAAAUGUUUAAAAAAUUUAGUAAAUUAGAAAGUGUAAAGAUUAAAUUUCCUUUUAGAUUUAACUCUUGCUACAGAGCUGCUUCAGCAACAGCAAGAGAGGGACAAUUUCAAAAAAGCCUUUGAAUUUGUCCAUGAUAUUGAUGAUACUCCUGAAUGUUCUUCUGUCUCAACCUCAAGAACACAAAAAGAGGCCAUUAAGGAGAAUUGUGUGGACAAUAGAAUUGAAAGCAAUAAUUCAUCUAUUCAACGUGAUGGUAUAGGACAAGAUAUACAAGUAGGAGAUCUACCAAUCCAAGAGACCAGUAAACUUUGGACUGACGAGGCUACAUUAGCUUUGAUCGACAUGUAUAGGAAGUAUGAACAAAGAUUUGAUUCUGGGGUAAAGAAAUAUGUCUGGAGUAAGAUUGCUCGUGAGUUGACUGAGAAACUUGGCUCCCAAUAUAACAUCCAGCAAUGCGAUACCAAGUGGAAAGUCUUGAAAAACCAAUAUAAAUCAGUUAAAAAACACAAUGACCAGUCGGGCAAUAGCAAAAAAAACUGGAAAUUUUUUGAUGUCAUGAAUGACAUUUUGUUUAAAAGGCCCGAAAUUCAAUCCCCAGCUACAUGCUCUAGCAGAACAGGCAUGAAUGUUCUGGGUGAAAUAACCAAUGCUGUGGAAGGAGCAGUUAUAGCCAAUAAUCCAGUAGAGCCCCUGGCAGAACCGAACAAUACUUCUACUCCUAGUACAUCUAGAUACCAGUCUUCGUUUAUGCGAAAAAGAAAAGCUGCAGAAAAUGCAAUAGAAAGGCGGCAUAGAGAAAAAAUGACUAGGCAAGACCGGUAUCUAGACUUACUAGAGAGGUUGACAUCAGCUGUGGAGAGGAGUACUCCAGCAGCCAACACAAAUAAUUCCGAGAAUAAUUCUGACAGUGAGUGAACUGACUAUUCCCUAUUGGCCAAUGAAAAAAUGCCAAAACUUACUAAUUUUUUUCUAGUUAUAAUUACAAUGUUCCUUGUUUUAGUUCAAUUGAGGAGGUUUGAAACAAAACCGAAUAAAUCCAUUUUUUAUAAAAAAUUAGUUAGCGACGAAUAUUGGUUCAUCUUGCUGAAUUACAUCAUAUCAGCUAAAUAUUUGCGUGCAAAAACAAAUAAAUCCUACUUAAUUUUAAUGGCAAUAUUGAUGUUUUCAUGCAAAACCAAAAAAAGAAAUGAGUGUGACUAGAAGAAGAGUUUGCACUUCAUAUUUAAAUGCACCCUUGGUUUUGCUGUUAGUUAACAAAAUGCCAUAAUGUUUCUGUUUGUAUUAGUAGUAAGAAUAACACUUUUGUUAAUUUUUUCUAAUAAAGUUGUGAGCAAAAUCAAAUAAAUCCAGUUAUUUCAAGCAAAACCAAAUAAAUCCAUUUUUGUUUUUAAUUUAUUUUGAACUAAAAAAUAUUUUUUUUAAAUUUAUAUUCUAGC
Acanthoscelides obtectus is the source of this 1632-nucleotide messenger RNA. The record is from the annotation of a GenBank genome assembly. Lineage: Eukaryota; Metazoa; Arthropoda; Insecta; Coleoptera; Chrysomelidae.